GCAACUGCAACCUUUUUGCUUCAAAUCGCCAUUGCCGGGAGCGGAGGGAGAAAUGUAAUGAGGAACAUUGGAACUAAAGGUUGUAUCUCUAGGGCUUGAAGACGACCGCAAACAGAAGCUUUCUUGAAGCUCAAUUAUUCAGCUUUCCACUCCAUCUUCUUCGAGCAAGAUUCACUCCUAUUAACUAAACAGAAAUGGUUCUGGAUUCAAUCUCUUAUUUUCCUUUUUAAGGUUGUGAAUUUCAUUAGCUAUCAUCGUUUGUGUUCUCAUUGAAUUGCCUGUUAUGGAGUAUCUGUUACCUCUCUGCAAGCUAUGUCACAUUGAAACUCGAAGAUGGUUUCUUGUGAUGGGAGUAGUGGCUUUUACUUAUGUACUAUUUCAAUCUCUUUUACUUCCCUAUGGGGAUGCUCUUCGGUCUCUACUUCCUGAGGAUGGUAUUAAAAAAUUUGAUCAAUAUAGCAUUCAGAUGGGGCAUACUUCAGCCAAAUCAACAACGGUUCGCAACCCUCUUACGGUUCUGGAUUUGGCUAAUACUUCAGCUCCCAUUGGGAAAACUGAUAAUUAUAUUCUUGAGAAAGGAUCUCAACGUGAUAGCACGCUGAAUGCCAGAGGGAAGUAUGUAAAAGAUGAGGAAAGCCCUAGAGAUGGUUACAAACUGUCUCUUAAUAGAAAUCAUGAUAUUGGUUUUGAAUCUGGAAAGAUGGUUGAUACAAAUGGUAAUUUGGAAUCAGAUGGCACUAAGAAUCGUGGAAAUAAUUCUAUUCUUCACAUGGAUGGCGAAGCAAGUUUUGAGUUCCCCUUGGGGCAGCAGUUUGUGAAACAAAGUGAUACGGUCGCUUCAGAGAAUGAGUUAGAAGAAUUUGGCGAAAUGGAUUUGGAUUUUGGUGAGUUAGAAGAAUUUAAAAACUCAUUAUUACGAAAGCCUGGUGAUACAGAUGUGACUUUCAAUUCUUCGACCUUCAUGCUACAGAUCCCAACUUCACCAGUUAACACACCUCAUUCACAGCACUUGAUAUCAAAUAUAAGCUCGCCAGUCUCCGAAACUAAUUCCAAAAGCAUAGGUAAAAGGAAGAAGAUGAAGAAUGAAAUGCCACCAAAGUCAGUAACUUCACUAGAAGAGAUGAACAGCAUUUUAUUGCGUCACCGCAGGUCAUCACGAGCGAUGAGACCAAGGAGAUCGUCUUUGCGUGAUCUGGAAAUUUUUUCUGCCAAGUCCCAGAUUGAGCAAGCUUCUGCCAUAAAUGACCCUGAACUAUACACUCCUUUGUUUCGUAAUGUUUCAAUGUUUAAAAGGAGUUAUGAACUCAUGGAGCGCACACUCAAAAUCUAUGUCUAUAGGGAUGGAAAGAAGCCCAUCUUUCAUCAACCAAUAAUGAAGGGGUUAUAUGCCUCAGAAGGAUGGUUUAUGAAACUGAUGGAGAGAAACAAGCAUUUUGUUGUUAAGGAUCCUCGAAAGGCUCACCUGUUUUAUAUGCCGUUUAGUUCUCGGAUGUUGGAGUACACACUCUACGUGCGGAAUUCUCAUAACAGGACAAAUUUACGUCAGUUUUUGAAGGAAUACUCUGAAAGUAUUGCAGCCAAAUAUCCUUACUGGAACAGAACUGGUGGAGCAGAUCAUUUUCUUGUUGCAUGCCAUGAUUGGGCUCCUUAUGAAACAAGGCACCACAUGGAGCAGUGCAUAAAAGCACUUUGCAAUGCUGAUGUAACCGUUGGAUUCAAAAUUGGGAGAGACGUGUCUCUUCCAGAAACUUAUGUACGAUCUGCGAGGAAUCCUCUUAGAGAUCUUGGAGGAAAACCUGCAUCACAGAGGCACAUUCUUGCCUUUUAUGCUGGAAAUAUGCACGGUUAUGUACGUCCAAUCCUACUGAAGUACUGGAAAGACAAAAACCCUGAUAUGAAGAUCUUUGGUCCAAUGCCUCCUGGUGUUGCAAGCAAAAUGAAUUACAUUCAGCAUAUGAAGAGCAGCAAAUACUGUAUCUGUCCAAAGGGUUACGAGGUCAAUAGUCCCCGAGUCGUGGAAGCCAUCUUUUACGAGUGUGUACCUGUGAUCAUAUCAGACAAUUUUGUGCCACCAUUUUUUGAGGUGUUGGAUUGGGAAGCGUUCUCAGUGAUUGUUGCAGAAAAGGACAUUCCCCACCUACAAGACAUACUGCUUUCGAUACCAAAAGACAGAUAUCUCGAGAUGCAACUCCGAGUCAGGAAAGUACAGAAGCACUUCCUCUGGCAUGCCAAGCCCUUGAAGUAUGACCUGUUCCACAUGACCCUCCAUUCGAUCUGGUAUAAUAGAGUUUUCCAGAUAAAACUCAGAUAACAUUGUUGAAAGUGCCUCAUUGAAGAUUCAGAGGAAAUCCAUGGAACUGUUAAAUAACUUCACAGAACAGAGUAACUCACCUUCUCUGCCUUCGCAGCUUCUCUCUGGAAAAGAUUUCUUUCAACCUCAGGGGGUAUCAUGUGAAGGACCUUGAGAAUGGAUUGCAACUGUGGCAGUAUCCUUGUAUAUACAAUGCUUUAUCCUUGUUCCACUUCUGUAUAGUAGACUAAUGAAACAAAACUACGAUUAUUUGUCAAUUUUGCAGUAGAAACUGUGAUUUCGUUUGCCCCAACCUCUUGUUGUGAGACUCGUGAUUUCAAAUCAUACCGCCCCGCCGUGCAUCGCUGUUCGUCAACAUAGUAAGCCAUUUCCAGGACCACAAUGGAAGGUAUUACUCUUUCUUUCGGUCAUCAUCCACAUACAUCCAAAGCAAUAAAUGUUUUCACUCGCUGGGUCCAUCCAGUCCUUCAACUUGAAGAGCCCCACCUUCAAAAACCGUAUUCUCAGGGAUCGGAAUCUGAUACCUAUGCCAUAUAUCAUAUCUAUAUGGCGCCACAACAUGAAGCUUCCUAUGAAAAACAGAGGCAAUGUGCAAUGGCUGGUGUUAAUGAUCUUGGUAGGUUACUAUCAAUAAAGGGACCCUGAUAAUCAGAUAUUUAAGAUCUCCUAGAGGGUCUACUUCACUGUUGAGAGUGCAGAUGAUCAUGGAGAGGUACCCAAAAGAAACUAGAACCAAAAUGUAAGUGAUUCUGGCCCCCACUGAACUGAGUGAUGUUUACUAACAAAAUGGUAACAUUUCUUUUCCCCUCUCUUUUUUGGGGGUGGAUGGUGCAAAAUUAGAGAAUUUUCACUUUGUAAUGAGUGGGUGAAAGCAUAGCUCCUCCCUUCUGGGUCCUUCCUAGCUCUUUGUCUUCAAUACCCAUCACUUAUUUUCUUUUCUUCUCUCAACUCCAAUAACCACAAUAAAUUUUGACA
This is a messenger RNA of Cucurbita maxima (winter squash), 3286 nucleotides long. RefSeq names its product probable glycosyltransferase At5g03795. The transcript has 6 exons. Gene Ontology annotation, molecular function: glycosyltransferase activity. Bases 284 to 2311 code for a protein of 675 amino acids. Lineage: Eukaryota; Viridiplantae; Streptophyta; Magnoliopsida; Cucurbitales; Cucurbitaceae. The record is from RefSeq and is a predicted model, not a curated record.